AUGAAUGGACACCGACGACGACAAAGUAUGGCCAUGUCUGCGGGAACGGCCACCAUCAGCGGCGAAAGGACCGUGGAGGAGCGAAUGCAGCCCACGCUAGAUGCAGCAAUCGAAGAGCGGGACAAAGCUGCGCUGAAAGCCAAGGCACAUGCGUGGGCGCUCAACUGCGCCAUCGGUGCACAAGUCGUGUUGGGCGCAUUGACUACCGGUGUCGCCGCGGCAACUACCGGACGUCAGACAUCCAUCGCGACGUCUGUAUUGGGUGGAAUGUCGACGCUAGCGGCCUCCUAUCUUGCAAAGGCGCGGGGGUCUGGCGAGCCCGAGGUCUCGGCGAUCCGGGCUCGCGACCUCGACGGCUUUAUCCGCGACUGCAGAGCGUUCAUGCUUGACAAUGGGUUCGUGGUCGGCCCGGAGUACGACGCGCGGAUCGAGCGGUAUCGCAGACGGUUCGAGGAGAUCAUGGGGAACGGUUCGGGCGGGGUGGGCGACCAGGUGCAGGCGCAACGGGAGAAAGGGAAGUCGCCGGUGUAG
Trametes versicolor FP-101664 SS1 is the source of this 531-nucleotide messenger RNA. RefSeq lists its product as uncharacterized. The record is from RefSeq and is a predicted model, not a curated record. Bases 1 to 531 code for a protein of 176 amino acids. The transcript is spliced from 3 exons. Lineage: Eukaryota; Fungi; Basidiomycota; Agaricomycetes; Polyporales; Polyporaceae.